AUGUUUUUCUACUCACCAAAUGUUCAACCAUCUACAAGUACAAAUACCCAUCGUCGACCAACUCUUACUCAUCAACAUCAUCUUCAUGUUGGUCAUUUGGACACCAGGCUUUCUGUGCAAAUUCCUGAGAUUUUGAGUCGAAGUUUUUGUGAAGUUGAUGGUGUUCGAGUUUUACCGGAUCAAUUAAGAUUGGCUUUAGAUGAUAGUCAAGAACACACGCAAGCUGCGUCGAUUCUGGAAAUUUGUGCAUCUCCUGUCUCUUCGGUAUUUUCAACAUCGGAAAAUCGACGACAAUCUCGACACAAAUUGAUACUUCGAAGGCCGACGAUUUCAAUUCAAGAAGAUGGAAAAAUUGUUAUCGGUUACUAGAAAAGUCCACUUGAAACCCAUUCAGAAAUUAUUCAAAAUAUUCCCAAAAAAAUGAUUCUCUACUCUAAAAACAUUGGUUUUUUCAGAUCAUGUGACAGCUCGAUGGGAAGGUGCUCCAAUCAAUUCUCAAUCCGCAUUAUUAGACGCCGAUGAUGGUGCAACAGUGGUCACCGAUACAAUAAAAGAGGAUCAGGAAGAUAAAGAGCCAAAAAGUUGUCCUCAACAAACUGUUAAGGUUGGUGGAGCGGAAAUUUGAAGAAUUUUUGAACUUUUGAGUGAAUGUCUGAUGAAGAUUUUCAGAAAUUUUAAAAAGUUCAAAUUGCAUUUCUCCUGUUUUUAUAACUUCCCAGGAUGAAAUUUCUACUGCCAAAUUUUGAAAAUGUUUCCACUUAACUUCCUCAUCACUUAACUCUCGCUUCAAAACAAAACCGGAAAAAAAAUUGAAAUCUGAACAUGGUCAUAAAUACGUGUCAACAUUUUUCUUCUUCUUUUUUUGUGCGUGUGCUUCUUGCUUCUUGAAAGCAAAAAAAUGUAGAGAACAAAAAUAUUUUCUAAAGUCUCUAGACAUUUACUUGUUGCCAUUGUGGCACCGUCGAUAAUUUAUCGCCGGUGGGAUUUUCUGGUCUCUGAUUUGAUUUAAUUAUUUUUGAUAAAAAUUGUUUUUAAUUUGAUGAUCGAAUUUAUUCAAUGUUUUGAAAAAUACAAUACUUCAAAUGAAAAAAAUCUAUUUUUUCAAAAAUAAAAAAGUUACUAUUUUAAGUUAAAAAAAAAAGAAAAACAUCAUAAUGGAAUCUCUAGAGACAUUUCGUUGCGUAAAACUCGAAAAUCUUUGAGUUUGUAUUUUUUCUGAUGAAUUGUUGCAAAAUGACUGAUGACCUAGUUGAAAAAAACGCUGUUUUGUUGCGAAUCCAACAAGUUUUUUUCUUUCCAGUAUAUCAAAAUAUUAACACCUCAUGUGAUAUUGGUAUCAGUAUUGAUUGGCUAUUUAUGUCUGGGUGCUUGGAUAUUAAUGUUACUCGAAACAAAAACCGAACUUCUUGCAAGGUCUCGAAAACUUGUCAAGUUAACUAAUGUGAUGGCAAAUUACACUAGCACAAGUUAUAAUAUGAUACAAAACCAACACGUGAAUCCGAUAACUGAUGCUGAAUGGGCGGCGCAGUUUAGAGAAUGGAUGGUUAGUGUUUCGGAAAUUGUGGAUGAUCGGAGGCCGAUUCGACAGGAAUUGAAUAGAGCUGAUGAUUUAUCGAAUAUGCACAAUAAAUGGACGUUUCCAACUGCACUUUUAUAUGUUUUGACUGUUCUAACAACUUGUGGUAAGUCAUGGUUAGAUAAGGGAUGAUUUAUUGUGAUCCCCCCAAAAAAAUAAUGCUGAACCCUCUCCAAACAAUCAAAUUUUUCCAGGUUAUGGAGAAGUUUCUGUUGACACAGACGUCGGAAAAGUAUUUUCCGUGGCUUUUGCUCUCGUUGGUAUCCCAUUGAUGUUCAUCACAGCUGCCGAUAUUGGAAAAUUCCUCUCUGAAACAUUGCUGAAAUUUGUAAGCUUUUGGAAUCGAAGUGUUCGAAAAGUGAAACAAUGGAUAAGUCGAACAAGACACGGACGACGAAAAUCAUUGCAAUCAACGGGUGGACAAAAUGAUGCACUUGAUAUUUUGGGAGUCGAUGGGACUGAAGAAAAAUUAUGGUUUCCUAUAGGUAUUUUUUAGUUUUUUUCUAUUUUUUUUUGAAACGCACCAAUUUGUUUUUAUUGUGAAACAUCCUAUUUCAAAACCUUCAGAAACUUAAUUUCAAUUUAAAGAAAAGGUAAAUUAUAGUUCCAAAUGGUGAAACAACAAAACUAUGGUUUCCAAUCGGUAAGAAUUGUAACCUCCUAAUAUGUUGAAACAUCUUGUGUGUUCUAAAUAUUGAUAUGAUUCCCCCUCCUUCUAUCGAUUCGAAACUUCUCACUCACUUUCAUAUUGUAACAAUACUUCUCUCUCUCUCUCUCACUGUUUUACCCUAUGUAUGACUUGACUUGACUUGACUUGAAUUGAAUCUAAAUAUUCAAAAUGGAAUGCGUGAAUAACUCCAACCAACCAAUGUUUUAUAUAUAAUUUCAUUUUCAAUUCUCAAACAAAAAAAAACAGUUUUAUUUUCCAGGUGCCUAUGUCUCAUGUAUAUGCUUAUACUGCUCAAUGGGUUCAGCAAUGUUCAUUACUUGGGAAAGGUAAUUUUAAUUUUAAAUUAUACUCUCACACAAAUAAAUUGGAAUGUUUCAGAGACUGGUCUUUCAUUCAUGCAUUUCACUUUGGUUUCAAUUUGAUUGUGACUGUUGGAUUAGGAGAUAUUGUGGUCGAUGAUUAUAUUUUCUUAUCAUUGAUUGUUGCGUUUGUUAUUGUUGGUGAGUUUGAAAAAAUUUAGUAUUUCAGAAAAAAAACUUGAAAAUCCAAUAUUUUAUCUAAAAGUUAUUUUUUCUGAAUUUACUAGUUAACAUUAAAAUGUAUUUUUAUUUUUUUAUAAAUUACCCACAAAUAUUAAAAUUAACUUUAAUCAUAAUUUUUUCACAUAUUUUUAUCACAGGUCUAUCGGUGGUAACAAUGUGCGUUGAUUUGGCAUCAACUCAUCUCAAAGCCUACUUCACUCGAAUUCAUUAUUUCGGAAGAGCUAAAAGAUUCCUUGGAAUGAGUGAAGAAUUGAAAGAAAUUGUAGCAUUGUUGGGUGCGAUGCGAAGGAAGAAGGGUGGAAAGGUAUGGCAUGUUUUUAUAUAAAAAAUUAAUUAAUUAAUUAAUUAUUUGAAGGUAACUUGGAAUGAUGUUCGAGAUUUCCUUGACAAUGAAUUACGAGAUCGGCCGUUUGAGCCGCAUGAGUUGUUAAUGAAAUUGCGGUUUUAUUGAUGAGACAUCAUCAGGUAUAGGUUAGCGUUUUGUAAUUUUGUAGUGUUGUAGCUCUUUCCUAUUUUGAACUGAGUUUAAUUUGAGCUUAAACUAUUGAUAAAAAAAUAAAAAAAAAUUUAGGAAUGUCAACAAUCCGUCACAAUUCAUUCCAAUCCGAUUUCUUCCGUGA
Messenger RNA from Caenorhabditis angaria, 3408 nucleotides. The record is from the annotation of a GenBank genome assembly. NCBI's taxonomy places the organism in Eukaryota, Metazoa, Nematoda, Chromadorea, Rhabditida, Rhabditidae.